UGAAAAGAAAGGGAACAUGUACAAGAGCUGUCCAAUUUCUUUGUGUGUCUUUAAGUUGACUCAUCAGUUGCUAGGCAGAUCUGAGACACACAGGUUUGGAUCAGGGUUUGAAGUGAAGGCAGUAAAGUUGAUCGCCUCCCCAUGGCGAAACCUGAAAAAAUUCUAUUCUUUAUAUGGUGUUAGAGCUCGCACAAAAAUAAAAGCCAUACAUAGGAGAAUACUAAUAAUAAUAAAAGAAAAAAGGCACUCAAAACGUUAGGGUCAGUUUCAGGUCUUGUAUACCGUCGUGGUGAGUAGAUAAUAAUUAGCAUCGUACUAUGGAAAUCCCCUGUAAGGAAAAUGAAAUUGAAAGUAGUCGCACUAGGCAUUAGUCCUGUCGGUGCAGGGGAAGAUUGGGGAAAACCUUUCUAGCAGCAGGACUGAUCUAUCUGCCGAAAUACAUGCUAGAUCGAGCGAUCAGUAUCUGAUGCGACAUUAAAAAAAAGCCGCUGUGUAAUAUUGACACUAACGCGGCUCAUAUACAGGCUACAAUAUGUCGAAACUUUUAGUGGUUGUUCUUGCUGUGUUCACGGAUUUGGCCAUCGUCUAUGUGCUGGACCUGGUAGGCACACACCUGAGAGGUAAAGUGGACGGUGGAGUUGACCUGGUGAGGCAGUGGACUGAGGCUGUGCUGCGAUGCUCGUUGCUCUUCUCACUGUUCUGCUGGAGGGAUGUGAGAGGACGGCUGAUAAAGCGAUGGGUGAUGGCCCACUGUUUUAUCACUCCUGUGUAUGAAACAGGUCGCUUAACUCUGUUUGGGAACUGGCCGAUGGAGAAGUUUGCUAUGUGGCUGGUUGGCAGUGUGGCUGCUGCUUUGGGAUGUCUGUUUUGGGAGACACUCAUACCAGAGUCUAACGAGGAAAACAACAGCAAAGAGAAGAAGCAGAAAGCUCGAGUGCUCUUCAUGAGAGUGAUCAGGUUGUACAAACCUGACUACCUGUUUCUGACCGGGGCAUCUCUGUUUCUAGCCUUAGCUGUCCUUUGUGAGAUGUUUAUUCCACUCUACACAGGAAAGUUGAUCGAUAUUCUGCAGACUAAGUACAGCUGGGAUGAAUUUCUCUCCACAAUAAUAUUAAUGACGUUUUUCUCUUUUGGAAGUUCUUUCAGCGCAGGUUGUCGAGGAGGCUUGUUCACGUGUGUAAUCGGCAGAUUUAUUUGUAGAGUGAAGCGUCAACUCUUCAGCUGCUUACUUAAGCAGGAAAUUGGCUUCUUUGAGACUACAAAAACAGGUGACAUCACAAGCAGACUGUCCACAGACACUAAUCUCAUGGCCCAAGCUGUAGCCCUUAAUGUGAACGUCCUUCUGCGAACUCUGAUUAAGACCAUGGGGAUGUUGUACCUGAUGUUUAGUCUCUCCUGGAAGCUCACUGUUCUGACUCUGAUGGAGACGCCUUUGACUGGACUACUACAGAACAUCUACGACACACACUACCAGAGACUUUCAAAGGAGGUGCAGGACUCCAUAGCAAGAGCAAAUGAUGCUGCAGGAGAGGCUGUGUCCGGCAUCAGGACCAUAAAGAGCUUUAACGCAAAGCAGAGUGAGAAGAGUCGAUAUGAUAAGAGGCUGAUGGACACGCAUAAUAUAAAGACUCAGCGGGACACAGUCAGAGCAUUGUACUUGCUGGUGAGGAGGCUCACAGAGUUGGGAGUGAAGGUGGCUAUGUUAUACUACGGUCACCUGUUUGUAACAUAUGGACAGAUGACCACAGGAAAUCUGGUCGCAUUCAUCCUCUACCAUACAGAUCUCGCAGACAACAUUAGGACUUUGAUUUACAUAUUUGGAGAUAUGCUGAACUCUGUGAGUGCCUCCGGGAAGGUCUUUGAGUACCUGGACCGAAUACCUGAAGUGAGCACAGAUGGGACCCUAAAGCCAGAGGAACUGAAGGGACACAUCAGCUUCCAUAACGUCACCUUCACAUAUCCAACACGUCCUGACCGCACUGUGCUGAAGGACUUUAGUCUGGAGCUGAAGCCCGGUAAAAUGAUUGCCCUGGUGGGGAUUUCCGGUGGUGGGAAAAGCACUUGUGUCAGUCUGCUGCAGAAGUUUUACCAGCCACAGCAUGGACAGAUCCUGCUAGAUGGACAGCCUCUGCAGAACUACCAGGACAAAUACCUGCACAGCAAGAUUGUUGCAGUGGGUCAGGAGCCUGUUCUGUUCUCCGGUACCAUACGGGACAAUAUCACUUACGGAUUGCCAGAUUGUUCACUCGAGAGGAUCGAGGAGGCAGCACGCAAAGCCAAUGCACAUGAAUUCAUCUGUCAGUUACAGAAAGGUUAUGACACAGAUGUUGGAGAACGAGGAAGUCUUCUUGGUAGCAGUCAGAAGCAGCGCAUUGCGAUUGCCCGAGCUCUAAUCAGACAGCCGCAGGUUAUAUUACUGGAUGAGAUCACAAGCUUUCUUGAUCCUAAGAGUGAACAAAUGAUCCAACAAGCCCUGGCCAACUGCCCCAACCAGACCUUACUGGUGAUUGCACACAGACUGAAGACCAUUGAGAAGGCGGACCAGAUUAUUGUGAUUGACCAGGGGAUGAUUUUGGAGCAAGGCAGCCACCAGGAACUCAUGGAGAAGAAGGGCCAUUACUACAAACUGAAAGAGAAACUCUUUACUGAAAAUAACAGUUAAUGUGAAACACUGCGAGUCUAAUUUUAACAACGGGAGGCAUGGACACUUCAGCAGUAUACAGUACAACUAUAAUCAUAAACUGCAAUAGAUGUUUCUGGUAUUCUGCAUUGUUUUAGAUGUUUUUGGAGCUAUUCUAUCACCUUAGUUGGUCAAUAAACGAUACAAAACUUGUAUUUGUAUGUGAACUGUAAAUAAUGAUGAAAAAUAAAGUAUUUCUGACUUCA
Molecule: messenger RNA, 2886 nt
Organism: Hemibagrus wyckioides
Lineage: Eukaryota; Metazoa; Chordata; Actinopteri; Siluriformes; Bagridae
Product: antigen peptide transporter 2-like
Exons: 11
Coding region: 533-2662 (709 amino acids)
Biological process (GO): transmembrane transport
Cellular component (GO): membrane
Molecular function (GO): ATP binding; ATP hydrolysis activity; ABC-type oligopeptide transporter activity
Source: RefSeq, a predicted model, not a curated record